AUGGUGAUUGCGGUGAAGUACAGAGUGGCCACAAUACUAUUGCAAUGCGCUGUGAAUGAGGGCGAGCUGUGCGGCGCGAAUGGCCUACCGAUGACCCCGUCGUCCAUCGCAAUGAUCGGUAACUUCAAGUCUGUGAUCGACGCCAACAAUCGGCUCAUGAGUUACAAUCAGUUCAAUAGAUAUUUGACCAAAUAUUUGGAUUGUAUUAGAAAUAAGAAGGGUAUGUAUAGUACCGGUGCACUACCCCUCCCCUCCAGUCCCACCCCCAGUGCCGACCGGUCAUUAACCCCCCGCCCGGCCGUAGAGAAAUUGACGUUAAUUUUUGAGCACUACUUAUCGCCGAUACCCGUCGAUGACAUGGAUGUGUUGGCCACCAAUACGUUACUCGGUUUAUAUCACUUGCAUUACAAUAUUGGUUGCGUUCACGGCUUGAUUACGCCGGCGGCCAUCGUAUGCGACGGCCAGCGGACCGUCAAACUGACCCAUUGGGCGCUUAACGCCAUCACCGAUUUGGGCAAACACUGUGACACUAAUAUGAUUAUACCAUAUGACACCCGAUUCCUGCCAUACGAGCAACUCUUCGGCAUAACAGUUGUCAAGAAGUCCGAUGUGUGGUCACUGGCGCUCACAUUACUGGCGCUCAUUCAGCCCAACAUUAAACUAUCAGACAAUCCGUCGGAUAUAGUGUCGUGUCUUAACUCGAAGGAAGUGCUCAUCAAAGUAGAGGCCGAUAUCACAAAACUGCCACAAAAAUGGCAAACGUUUUUCCUUUCAGCCCUACAGCCGAAGCCAUCGGCCAGAGGGACAGUGAAGGAGUUGUUGAAGAUAUUGGACAUUCCGGUGCCCGAAACGGAUUGUCAGCAGUUGAACGACAUGUUACAGUCGCCCAAAAUGGACACCGAGUGCUACGACAAGGACCCGAUCACAAUCCACGAGAUCUAUCACUUGUAUUGUCUCGCAUUUCCCACCAUUAGAGACCAGUAUCAGGAGAAGCGUUACAAAAAGCCGCCGAUUCUGACCAUACCGUCGCUGGUCUUACGGGACGACAAGAACACCGGCGGCGAUACCGUAAAGCCGAAGAGCUUUCUCAAACUGCCGCCAAAUAACGAGUUAAAACUGUUGCCGAUUGACAAACUGGUCGAACGGCUCAAUCAAUUGCCGGCCGACGUGUUCUGUCCGCUGGUAUUGACGCCCGGCUUCAACGCCGUAUGGAAUUCGCCGAAUCUGCCGAUCGGUAUUCGGGAAAACGAUUUCGACUAUCAGUGCGAAAGGAUUAUGAUUUUUAGGCGUCUCAUCGAAGGCGCGCCCUUCACGCGCACACAACUGCUGUCGUGCGCCAAAGUGGACAUUCCGCCCCUCUAUCGGCCCCAGACGUGGGCACACAUACUGAACGUGAAGUGGACGGAUCUGUUGGCCUACGAGCGCGUCGACAAACUGACGGCCACUCAAACGGACCGACAGAUCAGUGUCGACAUUCCCCGGUGUCAUCAGUACAACGACCUCUUGGCCUCACCGCAGGGCCACCAGAAGCUGACCCGAGUGCUCAAGGCUUGGCUCAAACACAACGAGACCAAAGGCGACGUGUAUUGGCAGGGCUUGGACUCGUUGGCCGCGCCCUUCGUUAUCAUCAACUUCAACAACGAGUCCCAAGCGUUCGCCUGUUUUAACGCUUUUACCCAUAAAUAUCUGAAAGGUUUUUUCCAACGAGAUAACAGCGCUGUGAUACAGGAAUAUUUGGCCCUAUUCUCGAUCGUGAUCAAAUUUCACGACCCAUCGCUGGCCAACCAUCUCAAUGGCCUACAGUUUGUGCCCGACCUGUUUGCCAUACCCUGGUUUCUCACUAUGUUUACACACGUACUGCCAUUGCAUCAGAUCAUGCACUUGUGGGACACACUCUUGUUAGGCAAUGAGUCGUUUCCGUUGUUUAUCGGUCUCUCGAUAUUGAAUCAAAUGCGGGACCAAUUGAUGUCCUUUACGUUCAAUGACUGUAUACUCGUGUUCUCGGAUUUGCCGCAAAUCGAUAUCAAUAAGUGCGUAAAGUAUGCCAUCAAACAGUUCUGCGCCACACCUAAGAGUGUCGCUCAACGCGGUCUGUGGCCUCUGGAACAGCUCAAAGCGGACAACUGUCCCCUCAUCGACGUGUCCGAUGUGGUGGCGUUGGCCACGAAGGGCGACAAAUCGUCGGCCAAAGUAGUGAUCAUUGACUGUCGACCGAAGCAUGAGAUUCUCAGGUACGGCAAAAUACGCGACGCCUGGUAUAGGGAUGAGUACGACAGCCAAUCGGCCGCUUCUUCUGGCCAUCACUUGACGGUUGUUGUCAAUGAUGUGAACAAAUGUCUGGAAUUGAUGGCCAAUAAUACCAUUAGAGUGUGUUUACUUGAAUUGUCGGGAAGUGUUCCCAACGAGUUGUUGAGUUCAUAGGGAACGGGAUUACACUUUCCCGAUCGAGG
Medioppia subpectinata is the source of this 2450-nucleotide messenger RNA. The record is from the annotation of a GenBank genome assembly. Lineage: Eukaryota; Metazoa; Arthropoda; Arachnida; Sarcoptiformes; Oppiidae.